UUUUAAGUGAGACCUGUGGGCAUUUUCCUCACUCAAUCUCACUCACGGAGUGAAUGUGCAGCCACUGGGAGAAGUGGAGGGGUGGGGGGGUCCAGUUCCCUGCUCGCUCGCUGGAAGGAUAGGAAUUGGGAGCAGCCCCGACCCGCAGCCAGGGUGCAGCUUGGCAGUCCCAGGCUUUUUGCACCUCGUCUGAGAAAGAUGAAGUCCAGAUAUGUUGCAGUACACGUCAUUGCUGCAGUGUUCUUUGCUUGUUGGAUUACCAGUGCCAGCGCGUGCAAUAAGGCUUUGUGUGCUAGUGAUGUUAGCAAGUGCCUCAUCCAGGAACUGUGCCAGUGCCGCCCUAUAGAUGGAAACUGUUCGUGUUGCAAGGAAUGCAUGCUUUGCUUGGGUACUCUGUGGGACGAAUGCUGCGACUGUGUGGGAAUGUGCAAUCCCAGGAACUAUAGCGAUACGCCACCAACCUCAAAGAGUACAGUAGAGGAACUUCAUGAACCCAUCCCAUCACUGUUCCGUGCUCUUACAGAAGGUGAAACUCACCUGCACUGGAACAUUGUAUCUUUCCCUGUCUCUGAAGAACUCACCUAUCAUGAAAACCUCGUCUCGUUUUUAGAAAGCUUUGAUAUGUCUCCACUCCAAAAUGUGUCACUGCCUGAAGACAGUCCGCAUGUACAACUUGAGAGUGAGAAAGAGCCUCUCUGCACAGUGGUCUACUUUGAUGACUGCAUGUCUAUCCAUCAGUGUAAGAAUUCGUGUGAGUCUAUGGGUGCUUCAAAAUACAGAUGGUUUCACAAUGCCUGCUGCGAAUGUAUAGGCCCAGACUGUAUCGAUUAUGGCAACAAAGUGGUCAAGUGCAUGAAUUGCACCUUUUGAAGGCAAGAACCAUAAAGAUGUGAAGACAGUACGUAUAACCCAUAGAGCUAAAGGUGGUUACCUUCUUGUUAAGCGAGGUUUUAUUUUGUUUCACUGUUUUUAUUGUUAAAUCUCUCUGCACUCCAUGCUUAAGAAUGUAGACAUAAAUUGGAUGUUUGAUCGUGAAAUUGGAAACUGCAGAUUUUUUUGCAGUAUACUUUACUGAUGUUUUGUAAUUUAAACAUUGUACUGACAUAUGUAGAUAUUCAGAAUAAGUCAGUUGUAGCUUUUCUAGUCUUUCAUUUGAUGUAUUGUUCCUUAUGCAUUAUGCCUGCUUAUACAAACGUAUUGUGUGAAUAAACUGUUGUGACAAAG
Messenger RNA from Carcharodon carcharias (great white shark), 1224 nucleotides. RefSeq names its product twisted gastrulation BMP signaling modulator 1a (gene twsg1a). The coding region runs from base 199 to 870 and encodes 223 amino acids. The transcript is spliced from 5 exons. The record is from RefSeq and is a predicted model, not a curated record. NCBI's taxonomy places the organism in Eukaryota, Metazoa, Chordata, Chondrichthyes, Lamniformes, Lamnidae. Gene Ontology annotation, biological process: regulation of BMP signaling pathway.